This is a messenger RNA of Cordyceps fumosorosea ARSEF 2679, 756 nucleotides long. Its product is annotated as Concanavalin A-like lectin/glucanase. NCBI's taxonomy places the organism in Eukaryota, Fungi, Ascomycota, Sordariomycetes, Hypocreales, Cordycipitaceae. The coding region runs from base 1 to 756 and encodes 251 amino acids. The record is from RefSeq and is a predicted model, not a curated record. Gene Ontology annotation, biological process: proteolysis. Gene Ontology annotation, molecular function: glutamic-type endopeptidase activity. The transcript has 4 exons.
AUGCUCGCCAAGCUCGUCUCCGGCCUCGCGGCCCUCUCCCUCGCCUCGCUCGCCCUGGCGGUCCCCAGCAACCCCGGCUACACGCUGGAGGAGCGCGGCCUGGAGGAGCGCGCCCCCGUCAGCAGCACCAUCUGGUGCGGCCCGGUCCUCCGCGCCGCCGCGCGCCAGGUCUCCGCCGAAUGGACCGUCCCCCGGGUGACCCUGCCGAACCCGAACAACGGCCAGACGGCCCCAAUGCUCUACCAAUGGGUCGGCAUGGAUGGUGUCCGCUCUUCGAGCUGCGGUAACGCCCUGCUCCAAGCCGGCACUUCUCAGGUGUGGAACGGCAACACGUUCGUAUACGACGUCUGGCUGCAGUUUUGGACUCCGCUUAACCAGUCUUCGUGGCACUUUACCUACCCGGUCGUCCGGCCCGGUGACAACGUCCGCACGACCGUCACGGCCAACUCGGACUCCCUCAGCGGAACUGUUCUCAUCGAGAACCUGACCAACCGGCAGUCGUACUCUUGGAACCUGAGGGCGACGGGCAACUAUCCCCUCUGCUUCCAGAACGUCGAGUGGAUCAACGAGGCCCCUACCGGAAAGCUGCCCGGCUUCCCCGGCUUCAGCUUCAACUCCCUCUCUUACACGGACUGGAACGGCAGGGUCUCCACCGCCGCCGGCGCCGACCUCUGGUACAUCAACACGGCCAGCGCCCGGUGCUCGGCCACUUUGUCGAGCGAUGGCAGGACCGCUGCCUUUGUCAACGCGGCCUAG